This is a messenger RNA of Chrysemys picta bellii (western painted turtle), 7881 nucleotides long. RefSeq names its product decapping mRNA 2 (gene DCP2). Gene Ontology annotation, biological process: nuclear-transcribed mRNA catabolic process, nonsense-mediated decay; deadenylation-dependent decapping of nuclear-transcribed mRNA. The record is from RefSeq and is a predicted model, not a curated record. Gene Ontology annotation, molecular function: manganese ion binding; 5'-(N(7)-methylguanosine 5'-triphospho)-[mRNA] hydrolase activity; RNA binding. NCBI's taxonomy places the organism in Eukaryota, Metazoa, Chordata, Testudines, Emydidae. Gene Ontology annotation, cellular component: P-body; cytoplasm.
GCGGGACAGAAGCGAUUGGCCCCGCCCCUUGCUCGGUCGCUGGGUUCGUGCUGUGUGAGGCCUCCCCGCCCCCCUGCACUGUUCCUCCGGGCCCUGUCGCGUCGGGAUGAGCCGCGCUUCCCCAUGGAGACCAAACGGGUCGAGAUUCCCAGCAGCGUCCUGGACGAUCUGUGCAGUCGAUUUAUUUUGCACAUUCCGAGUGAGGAAAGAGACAAUGCAAUCAGAGUGUGUUUUCAGAUUGAACUUGCCCAUUGGUUUUACUUGGAUUUCUACAUGCAGAACACACCAGGAUUACCUCAGUGUGGGAUAAGAGACUUUGCUAAAGCUGUCUUUAGCCAUUGCCCUUUUUUACUGCCUCAAGGUGAAGAUGUGCAAAGGGUUUUGGAUGAGUGGAAGGAGUAUAAAAUGGGAGUACCAACCUAUGGUGCAAUUAUUCUUGAUGAGACACUUGAAAAUGUACUGCUGGUUCAAGGAUAUCUAGCAAAGUCUGGCUGGGGAUUUCCAAAAGGGAAAGUAAAUAAAGAAGAGGCUCCACAUGACUGUGCAGCUAGAGAGGUGUUUGAAGAAACUGGUUUUGAUAUCAAAGAUUACAUCUGCAAAGAUGACUAUAUUGAACUACGAAUCAAUGAUCAGCUAGCACGCUUGUACAUCAUUCCAGGAGUUCCAAAGGACACAAAAUUCAACCCCAAAACCAGAAGAGAAAUUCGGAACAUUGAAUGGUUCUCAAUUGACAAAUUACCAUGCCAUAGAAAUGACAUGACCCCAAAGUCCAAGCUAGGUUUGGCGCCUAACAAGUUUUUCAUGGCCAUUCCCUUCAUCAGACCAUUGAGAGAUUGGCUUUCUCGAAGAUAUGGGGACUCCUCUGAUAGUGACAAUGGAUUUUCAUCCACUGGGAGCACACCAUCCAAGCUCAACAUGGAGAAAACAAGAUCCAAACUUCGUUAUAGCCAGCAGGUGUUUACAGAUGGCUCUCCAGGAGACCAGUGGACAAAGUACAGACAACCACAGCAACAGAAGCCAUAUAACAAUCAUUCUGAGAUGUCUGAAGCUCUAAAAAUAAAGAACAUGAGGGGUAAUGGUAGAAAGCAAUAUCAAGACACUUCUAACCAAAAGAAGAGGACAAAUGGGGUCCACAGUCAGCCAACGAAACAGAACCAUACAUUGAAAUGUGAAAAAAAACUUAAUCCAAGAAGACUUCAGGAUAACUUUGAAACAGCAGAUGCAGCAGCGUAUGAUGUGUGUUUCUCCAUUGAAGACCUGCUGGAACAUACAGAGGCACACUCUGUGGCAUGUAAUGGUCAUUACAAAAUCACUUUCUCAUCAAGAGCUUUCUUGAGCUUCAAGUUUGACUAUGAUGCCAUAAUGAAAAGUUUUGACCUCUGACAGCAAACCUAUUAUGGAUGAACAAAAAUCAAAGACUGACCUUUUGCAGUUGAGUGGGUUUCUAAUCCAGCCUUACUCGUUCUCAGGUGUUUUUAUUUUUUAUUUUUAAAGCAAUGCAGGGACUGAAAGAUGAUUUGGAAGGGUUCAUUCUCUUUGCAGUAUGGAAGUGGCAUAGUGAAUUGUCGCACUUUAAAUGCAGUUCCGCCUUUAUUCACGAAAGUACCUUUCCAGUGUUUGGUUCACUAGUUCCUGCUGUUGCAUUAGAGGGCAUUUUUUUUUUUAAACUUUGAAAUAUUUUAGUGUUGGCUGUAUACUAACACACUAAACUUUGAACCUGCUCUGAUGUAAAGUUGUUGGAACACUCAGUCUUUAUUUUCUAGUACUUUGCUGUAGUAUAGCAAUUAAAGUAAUUCUCAGAGGACACCCAUUUUCUCUAUCCCAGCAAUGUUGAAAUCUUGGAGCUUCUGUGCUUAAAAGAAUUACAAAUUUCAAGUCUACUCGUUUGACCUCAUCUUUGCAGUUCUCUUCUUCUCUCCGGUUGUCUGCCGAUGUUCUCUCCUCUCCAUCAUGCUCGAACUCAUUUUAGAAUGACUUGCAGUCAGUAGAACUCAAAACUAAAUCCACAGGGUCCCAUUCUGCCCUGACUUACACCUUUUCCUCCUCUGUCUUCUGUGAGGAUACGCUUGCUGGACAGAACUUGGCCUUUCACACGUACUUGUUUCUGUUCUUCCUUUGUGUCCAUUAGAAAUGUUCUCCCGUAGGAGAAAGUGGGAUGCGAGCCUUCUUUCACUUGCAGCUACUUUUAAGAUGCAGAAAGGAAAAGCUAAAUUUUGUGGGCGAGGCGAUUCUUAUGUAUUGUGCUGAAUGUAAAUAAGCCUCUGCAGGUCCUGCUGAGGGAAGGGGAGGAUUGAGGCAGAUACGUGGAUGACUAGAGAACGUCACCUACCACCUAAUGGCUUAAUCAAGUUUGCAAUAACUGUUCAUUAUUGUGUUCUAUACUGUUGUCCUUGGAGGUGUCUAGUGUAAUGUGUGUUUUCUCUCUCUAUAUAUAUAUCCAAUCGUAUUGAAUUUGAUAUUGCAGUUGCAUCUCAGUAUCUGAAAACUGUAACAAAAAUGAAUGAGGCUACAGCCUUUUAAUAAGUAUAUCAAAGAUGUGAAAAAAUUAGCAGUAGGAAUGCAAAUGAUAUUAAGUAAAAAAAAAAUUAGUCAUACAUCCUUGCAUCAUGAUUUACUUGAGAGAGUUUUGAAUAUACAUUUCAAAAGUAUUUUAUUUGGGGUUGGAAGCAAAUGAAACUCUUCACUUGUCUCAGCAACCAGUACCUAUAUUCCCCCCCCCCCCUUUUUAUUAAAAAAGAAGUGGAUGGUUCUCUAAAAUUAAGCUAGGUGGGUAUGAUGUGUAAUUUGGAGGACUGAAUUGUCUUCUAUCAAUGGCUGUUCCAAGGCUGUGUAUCUUCUGUGGUCAGAGAAUGUAUGUUCACCCACAGACAGCCUUUUAUAUCUUUUUGGUGUGGUAUCCACAAAACACAAUCCCUGUCUUCUUGCAAACACCCUAUAAUAUCUAUUAUCUUAUAUUUGCCCUCAAUAAAUAGCGUGUUAGCUUAUUUUUAUCUUCUAAUCUUUUCAUCCCUUUGGACCAGGGAAUCUAGUAAUUUUCAGUUGUUAAAACAUUUCCCAUUAGCCAGGAAAGCUGGACUCCUCUAUCAGUUAACAGGAGAAAUAGACUCCAGUUUUUCCAUUUGGAUAAGAAAGUCUUACAAUGGGUCAGUUUACUUUUAGAAUAGUUGUUGAAGUGACUCUUUUGCUUCACCUUGGUGUGGUGGCGGCGGCGGGUUGACAGCCAGUAAUAAUGUUCGGAGGUUGCUUAAAUCAGUAAGGCCCAGAUCCUCAAAGUUAUUCAGGUUGCCUAACUUACAGUAAUGUUUGUGGGAGUUAGAUCUUCAAAAAGUAUUAGGUACCUGUGCCUAAAUGCAUAUGUCCUGUUAUUUAAUUGAGAGGGCUGGAUAGUAAAGUUGGAGAGGGCUGAAUGUGUCAAUUUACCUAUUCAGAUCCAAAUGAAAACAAAGCUUUGUUCAGUCCUCUUAGAGUAAGUAGUUGAUUUCAGGGAUUUGGAGCUGUGCUCCGGCUCUGCUCCAGCUCCAGGCAAAAACCUGCAACUCAACUGCUCCGUGCUCCGCUCCAAAGCCCUGAUUGAUUUCCUAGCAAUAAGUGUCUAGCUCAUAAGGAAUCAGAAGUUAGCACUCAGACCUCCAGGCUGCUAAUGCCAGUGAGUUUAAUGAGACUCUCUUAACGCAUGAUUAAAAAUCAAGCUUUGGAAAACUUUAUUUCUGAUUGGUAGAUUGACUUUUCAAAUAUGUUCCUUUUAUGCCUCUUCACUUAAUGCACCAUGAAUUAAUAAGGGGAAGAUUGAUAGAGCUGUGUGAAUUUUAAACUUGAAACUUCCACUUGAUGACAGUUUGGGAUGUGAACUGGCUCAUAGCAAUAUGAGAGGAAGCCUCUAAAGUGAGGUAACUGCAGAGUGUGCAUAAGUGGGAUAUGCCUUACUGGGAUCACUAAGUGUAGAUUUUUUUUUUUAGGCAAAAGUUUUCAUUCAUUACAAAAAUACCUGGCUUCCUCACUGAGGAAUCCCAAACAAAGGCUGCAGAAAACAGGCCUGAUUUUAUGAAAUCUAGCAUAAAUGUGAGUUGAAAAUAAAUUUGAUAAAUAUGCAAUAAUUUCUAUUUCUUUGUGUACAAGGUACUGUUUCAGAAAUAUGUAUUGACACAGUUUCCUUCUUUCUCGAGGUCUCAAACAGCUUAUUAAAUGUGUUUGUAUAUGACCUGCCUUUGGGUUUCAGGGUGCCCUGCACUGUGAACAUUUCAGAUUGUUUACUCUUACUAGUUUUGUAUGUCCUUUUUAUGUGUUUUAUGUUCAAAAUGUUAAAUGAAUCAUUUUAUACUUUGUAUUCCAAAGUGUAGGAGUACACCUUACAGGAAUGUCUGUAAAAGAGUGAAGAAAUAGCAAAUGGAUGAUUGAGUUUCAUUCAGUGGAUUUUUUGGUUUUCAGAGUGGGUGGGCAUUUGGUGAGGCAAGAUUAUCUAGUCAAAUUGACUGUGAAUGGACUUCAGAGAUCUAAGUGCUUGUUGGUGUGAAGAUGCUUGAAAAGUAAGCAUGUCAGUUUACUGUGCUUGGAAUAAAACAACUCACCUGCAGUUGCUAAUCAAAUUGUCGCUCACUCAUUUGUGUCCUUGAAGUUAAGACUCAUGAAAUUAUGAGGAAGAAUGUUUAAUGGACAAAAAGCUCAAUGCAGGUACUGGAAAUUCUGGAAUUAGUUCACGUAGCAGUCACUAGUACUACAUAAACAGUAAUUUAUUUUAGUUUUUUAGUGGAGUUGUAUGCAUUUUCCCCCCAAUUCUUUUUAUGCAGUGUGGAGUUUUAGUUUUUAAUUUUGGAGGAUUUUGUGACUAUAGACUAAUUUAGCAUGUUUUGUAACUUGAUUGUCUUUAAAAAUUUCCAUUUUUCAAUACACAUUGCGUGCUAUUGAAUCCUGCACAGAGUUUGAGCUCUAGAGAUAGAGGUAUGGAGAGGGGAAAAUAUUUUAUUUUAAUUCACAAUUGAAAGCUUCCCUUUCUGUAUGUUUAGUUUAUAGUAAGUCUCUCUUACAAAACUACAGGUUUACAUACCGUGCUCUGAUCGUAGUUUACUUUGGAGAUCUACAAAAACAAUGUUCACUGUGUUUAAAAUGCUGCAUGUAUAACCCCUGCAUUUGAAUGUUAAGGCAGACUGUGCAGUCUGGUUAUUCCUAACAUGUUUCCAAUCAGAUUGCAUUUUCUUCUGUGAUCACUGAUUUUUAAGUGGGUUUUUUCAGUGUGAUUUGCCCCCCAACCCCCCCCCCACUGCCCUCAUCUUUGGCUGGCCUGAAUCAAGCUCUAUAUCCGUGUUGGAACUUAAAGUGUUACUGUUGGGCCAUAUGGCCAGUUUUAUAGUGUUAGCUCAGUGAGCUUUUCAUUUUUAGCUACCUGGUUCAAAUCCUGAUUUAACAAAUCAUACUGAUUACUUCAGUCUAGGAGCUAGAAUGUCUUGAGUUAUUCCAGUGUAUUUUCUCUGGGCUAACCCCAAGGUGCACUGAAUUUGUAAUUUAUUCUAAUCUAUGUUGGGAAGCCAAAAUUUUUGGAAAAAUGAGCUUGUGGAAUAGUAUAAAUCUCCUUUAUAGACUUAAGUAAUUUGCAGUUUAAACAUAGGCACAAGACUGUUGUUUUAGCUUUGUUGAUAUAAGUUUCAAACUGCUUUUGGAAUUACACUAGACCAAUUAUUUUUUUUCAACCUUUUUGUGGACCUUAAAAAAUUUCAAAUGGAGGUGUGGGCCCCUUUGGAAAUCUUAGACAUAGUCUGUGGACGCCCAGGGGGCUGCAAAUCACAAGUUGAAAACCACUGCCCUGGACUGACUUUGAGUCUACUUCAGCAUUUUAGUGUUGAAGCAACCAAAAUAUUUAAGAUGUGGAGUUUAUGCAUGAAAUUAAUUCACCCAUAAUAGAAAGUGCACUAUGAAGGCUCUCUUACAGUAAACGAGGCUUAGAAAGUUAAGCUCUGGUCAUGCUUCCCCCUCCCCCCUUUUUUUAAUAUAUAUUUGUAGCAAUGUUCUUAUUCAUCAAUGGAGGGAGCAAGAGAAUGGGCUAAAAGCUAGUAUUUGCACUGUUUUUUAUACUGUAUGUAAGCACUGAUAAGAAAUGCAGUGUGUUCUUUUCCAAGUGUGCAUUUCACUACUGUUCCAAGUAAGUUAUAAGCCUUACUGUGAGGGUGUGAUACUGCAUAUGUAGCAAUUCCUUCCUUCAUGGUCACAUUCAGGAUCAUGCAAGAACAAAUGUCUCAAUUUUAAAUGUUGUUCUACUGACCUAAUGCUUGGGUUUAACUUUACAGUGACUUUAGAAACCAUGAAAAUCAAUGUUUGCUUUUUUCUUUAAUCUAAUGUGACUCCAAUUUUAGGACAAUCUGUAGGAAACAUGAACCAAAAUGAUGACACGUUCUGUAUUACAGAAAGGCCUAUGCUCCUGAUAGUUUGCCAGCUAACACAUACAGGAUAUUUGGGGAAGGAGCAGGAUGGGAUUUAAGGAGUUUUACUCAAUGGCUUGUGAAGGUAUCUGUUCAAAUGAUUUCUGGCUGGACAGGAAGAAAAAACAUACCAUUUGGUAAUUCUGCAGGAAAAAGAACUUGUGUGUAGAAAUAACUUGUUCAUAUUUAAUUUAACAAAACUAUACCAUGAAAUUGUUUAAAACAUUCAUACUGUAUGAAUUAUUUGUUCAAAAGGUAAAUUGUACAAAGAGGUGAAAACUAACUUUUAACUUGCUAGUCUUUUAUUACAUAUCUUUUAAUAAGAUAUAGAAAUCAUGGUCUAAAUGUUGAAAGUGCCACAAAUUUUGUGAUGAGAAAUGCAACAGAUUUUUCAAUGAGAUGUUGAUGUACAUAAAAUGCUAUAAUUAAAACUUAAUUUGCUUUGCUGAUUGUGACAAGAACAUGAUUGAAUCUUGUAAGCUCUCUUGAGGACAUUCGGAUAGAAUUAUUACACUAGGAGGGGAUCACCUUUUAUUCUCACCAGUUUGGAACAGUCCUGUUACAUAAAAAAACAUUAGAUGAAAUGGUAUGCUAAUAAAUCCUAAGAGCUACCUGAUUUCUAGAGAGCAAAUAUAUUUCUCAGUCUUCUAACAGACAACCACAUACAAUAUCCAAAGAAAAAUUAUUCCAUGCUGUACAAAAAAUGUCUAAGUUCUAUGAUUGUCUUGCAGAAACAUAAGCAAUGACAAGGAUUAGUUCUGGGAUGAGGAAGUAUUCUGUUGUAUAGGCCAGGUAUGAGUGAUACUUUAAGAAUGAGGUCCAUCUUUACUGGUGGUAGGUGUUAAAUGCUCAUACUGGCUUAAAUAAAAUGUAUUUGUAGUAUUAUGCUAAUUAAACAUGAAAAGUUAGUUUUAUUCCGUUUCUAUGAGCUAGUCCUGAAGAGCACCAUUCAACUCUUAAAAUUUAGGUAAGAUCUGUAACCAUACUAACAAACAGAUUACAUGUAUUUUUGAAGCAUUGUGUACAUUCACUGAUCUAGAAAUUGAAGCACAUUGUUUGUUAGACCAUUAACAUUUAGAGUCAUUGGCUGUUCCUUUGUAAUUCUAACAGUAAAAAAUGCUUUAAAGUAUGACUGGAUAAAAUUGUUAUGUUCAUACUCAUACUUCAUUAUUACAGUAACUGUUGGCGGUUUGAAAUUUCAUGUCUGUGCAGCUUACAAUCUUACACUGUAGAAUGUUUUGACUUAUAUUGCCUUAAAUGCCCAGUAGUAGCACUGAUUCUACAUGUGCCAUUUACAAGCGCGCUAAAGUUAAAACUGACUGGAGCUGGAUUCUGAAAUUUUUAAAGACAAUGUGAGCAGGACAUAAGGGGAUGCUUUUGACAAUGUUUGGAACAUUGGAUGAGAGGAUUUACUGUCAGUGCUUUUGAAGUAUUUGUGAAAUGGAGUGAUUUGUCAUUAAAAGAAUCAAAUGUG